AUGAACAACCUUCUCAAAUCUCUAGCUGGUAGUCAGAUCAAGUCAACACUACCAGAGUCAGACCUUCGUUUACUGCUGCAGACCGUCAAGGAUGGGCGACGGCAGACAUACGAUGUAAAACUCGCAGAUCCGUUCUAUGACGCCUUGGAAGACUUGCUGCAUGAUUUACGAACGGUGACGAUGGAUAAUCAUGACGCUGAAGCCUUCCUUAAGCCCGUUUCGAGGACGGAUGUACCGGACUACUAUGAUGACGCGAUUCCGAUCUCCCUAUUCCAUCAUUGUUUGCCAAAUAUCUUGAAUCUCUCUAACAAUUCCUACUCUACAGUCAUUCCAAAUCCAAUGGAUCUUCAAACCAUGCUUAAGAAGGUCAAGCAGAAAAGUUAUAAGUCAAAGAAGGAGUUCAAGGAUGACUUGAACCUCAUCUGGUCUAACUGCUUCACCUACAAUGCCACAGAGAAUCACCCACUCCGUCUCUGUGCGUCGCGCUUGAAAGUGAAGGCAGAGAGGUUGCUAAGGAAUAUCACUGACCGGAAGGAGCGAGCCGAUCCAUCAAUCCCAACAGAUCUAUCAGUUCGCCGAAUACCACAUCACAAAUCUAAUGGGAUCAAUGGUCAUAUUCGUCCUGUUUCAUUACCUAUCGCACCCCGACCUCCCAGCACUGUUGUCAGACGACCUACGCCCUCCAUCACGCCCGCGCCGACGCCCUCACGGCGAGAUCUACCGUUUGCCGACUCACCUGCUAUUGUGCGAACUGCUGAAGGGAUGGGAGCUUUUUCUGAGUUGGACUGUGCACUAAGUAGCGUGCUCUCGUCUACGAAUCACACAUCUGGCUUAGAAGAUCGCUUACGGGAACUCCUUCCUGUUUCUGACGUUGCGAUCGAGUACGAGGACAUCGCCAUAUCCGCCGAUGGUGUUUUGGGUGACAAGCGCAGGUUAAGGACCAGGGUCUCCGAUCACCGUCCUAUCAAACGCGUCCGCCUUGCUCCCCAUCCAGCAUCCUCUUCUUCCGAACCCGUCGAGCUAUGGUGGGCCGCACAGCAAUCUGAUUAUCUGCUUGGUAAUAGCAUCCCACCAGUUCCCUUUUCAUCCUCUUCUUCGGCUUCGGCCCCUGUACCGAAGCGAGCGUCUCACACCAGUAAACGCAAGAAGAACCGUCCAAGGGCACCACCUAACCCCCGCUCCAUGCUGACACUGAUGAAUUCAAACAUCAAAGCUCUUCGACGCCUUCGGCAAACGCAUGCUAGAUUCGCGGCCCUCAAUGUGACUGCUGGUAGUAUAGAAGAGGGACCCUUGGCGCCUGCAGAGGCGAUUGCCGAUGAACCUGUGGAGAUAGCCGAGCUGGAAGAACAGCCUUGGAGUUAUUUAGGGGCGAGAGCAGCGGAAGGGAUAGAUAUCGGGCAGCAAGCUGGAGACCAGUGCCUGCACUGGAUGAAUCACAAGGUUUUGGAGCACGUCGGAUUCCAAGGAUCAUCUAAUAUGGCUUUAGAUGUCUUGUCAAGUAUUGCUUCGGAAUACCUGAUGAACGUUGGACGGACACUAAGAUUCUAUGUCGAUAAAUAUUCGAAUAAUAUGACUUCUGAGGAAAUCAUCUUGCACACUCUUUUCGAAAGUGGGACGUCACGUAUACAGGAGCUGGAACGAUACAUCAAUGAUGAUGUCAUCCGGCAUGGGAAUCGCCUCAAUGAUCUUGAGAAGAAAUUAUCCAAUGCCUACCAAGAGUUUACAUCCACAGAAGCAUUGGAUGAUGACGCACUCUUCGCUAACGAGGAUGACGAAGAGGAAGAGAGCGCCUUUGUCAUGGGUCAGUUCACCGAUGAUAUUGGCGAGGACUUCCUCGGUCUUCGUGCCCUGGGGAUUGCUGAAGAGCUGGGUCUUGCAAACCUCAUCAUUCCUAAGAGACUGCUCAAGGGCAAAAAGAACACCAAGAAUGCUAAUUCUACUGCGAAACCUGCAGAACCUCCGCCGCCCUAUCCGCCUCCACCGCCUUCUAUUCCACUCAACUCAAGCACUGUCGAUGGUCAGAUUGGGUUGCUCAAGCCGUACUAUCAACACCGUAUAUCUAUGCUCUCGACAGCAUAUCCGCAGUCCUCUACACAUCAGCCCCUACCUCUCAUUGUUCUUCCUGACGACCCACCACAUCCCUCACAGUCGAAAAUUGGCCCGCUCGGACAAGUUCUCAAGACAAACACAGCCGCUGGAUCGUCGAAGAAGAAAUCGAAGGCGAAAGAUGCUGCCAAUGCCGCCUCGGUACCGAAGCCCGAGACCUCGACUCCAGGACUGUUGGUGAUGAGUCCCAUGGCGGACAGCCCCAUGUCUCCGAAGAAGAAGAAAGGGUCGGGCGGUGGGACUGCGAAUGGUACUGGGAAGAAGAGAGGAAGACCACCAGAAGGAUUGCCGCCGGUUGUGCUUGCGAGCGCAUGA
Molecule: messenger RNA, 2421 nt
Organism: Heterobasidion irregulare TC 32-1
Lineage: Eukaryota; Fungi; Basidiomycota; Agaricomycetes; Russulales; Bondarzewiaceae
Exons: 12
Coding region: 1-2421 (806 amino acids)
Biological process (GO): regulation of transcription by RNA polymerase II
Cellular component (GO): SAGA complex; SLIK (SAGA-like) complex
Molecular function (GO): protein heterodimerization activity; structural molecule activity
Source: RefSeq, a predicted model, not a curated record